Candida dubliniensis CD36 is the source of this 1407-nucleotide messenger RNA. RefSeq lists its product as uncharacterized. Gene Ontology annotation, molecular function: protein binding. The record is from RefSeq and is a predicted model, not a curated record. Bases 1 to 1407 code for a protein of 468 amino acids. The transcript has a single exon. Lineage: Eukaryota; Fungi; Ascomycota; Pichiomycetes; Serinales; Debaryomycetaceae.
AUGGAGAAUGAGCGAGGAGAUAAAAAAAAAAAAGUCUCGAAAAUACCUGCGUGCUGGAUAAUUCUUGCAACCUCUCAAACCCACAUACUAUUCAUGUCCAAACAAACGACUCAUAUACAUAGAUUGAUAGCCGAUUAUCUUAAGGAAAACAACUACUUGGACACUUUAAGACAAUUUGAGAAUGAACAUGGAAAUCCAAUUCCUGCCACCAAAUUAUUGGAUGAAUCAUUAUCUGAUAUAAUCAAUGAUCGAAUUCAAUACAACACUCUUUUGGGCGAUAAUAAGGCCAAUGAAGGCGUAAUUAAUGUAAAUGAUGAGUUAUCAUCUGAAUUAAAACAGAUUAUUACUCAACAAUUUUCAAACUGGAUCACACCAUUUCCUCGUCAGCCUAGUAAAUUGAUUGAUAUUGAUGGAUUAGUGAUCAGUUCCUGCCAUGAUAAGGAUAAUGAGUUGAUAUAUUUGAGUAGCAACGAUUGUAAAGUUUAUGUUGUUAAACAGAACAAUAUUGUCCAUGUUUUGAAAACGCCGGUGGUUAUUAAGAAAAUAUUGGUUAUUGAUGAUAGUGAUAAAGUUGUGUUAGUAGGAAUGAAUGGAAUUCUAUAUCUAAGGGAAAAAGGUAAAUUACAAGAGAUCGAUCAAUUUCAAGCACACAAAAGGUUAAUUGUUGAUGCCAAAUCUAUUGUUUUUCGAAAUCAAAAGUACUUAAUCACAUUAGGUUGGGAUUUCCAUCUUCGAUUGAUUAUGCUUCAUUCAAAUAGGGGCGACAAGAACGAGGUGCAGAGAUUUGAACUAUGGUCUGAAUUGAAAUUACAACAACAGGGGUCAUGUUUAGAUGUAACAGUAUAUCAAGAUCAAUUGGUGAUUGUAUUAGGUAAAACAGAAAACACAUUAUUAGACGUUAUCACAAUGAGUGCAAACAAUUCCCAAGAGUUGACUCUAGUUCAUAAGAUUUCGUUAAAUGACGCCGAAUUCACUGCAGCUGGAUUUUCACCAAGGUGUUUAACAAUUGAAAAUUCUGGACAUGUACCAUUAAUUGCUGUGGGCACAUCCCAUGAACCAUAUAUGCGUUUAAUUAUUGUCCCCUUGCGAGAUCUUUCCCACGAACCUUCCAUCAAAAGAAAUCAAAUUAUAAAGAAUUUAAAUACCAUGUCUCCACAAGACAGAUACUCACAACCUAUAAUAGCAUGGAGAGUACAAACACCAGAUAACAACAAAGCAAGCGGAGUGUGGGUAAUGGGAGAUGAUGGGACAAUCAGAGGUAUUGAUAUAGUUGAAGAUCAAGUUAUUGUUGAACUCAAAGAUGGUCACCAAGGCAAAAUAAAAGACUUUAUUACUUUUAUUGAUGAGAAUUCAGUUGAAAAGUUAGUAACCAGUGGCAUAGAUAGAGAGAUUAUAACGUGGAAAUGA